CAACUAAAGUUUAUGCACACUCCCCAUCAGUUCCUACUUCUUAGCAGUCCACCAGCCAAAGAAUCCAAUUUUCGAGCUGCUAAAAAUCUCUACGGAAGUACCUUUGCAUUUCAUGGUUCACACAUUGAAAAUUGGCAUUCCAUCCUGAGGAACGGCUUAGUUGUUGCUUCCAAUACGAGGCUGCAGCUCCAUGGUGCAAUGUUUGGAAGUGGAAUCUACCUUAGUCCAUUGUCAAGCAUAUCAUUUGGUUACUCAGGGAUGAACAAGAAGCAGCAGAAGGUGUCAGCUAAAGAUGAACCAGCUUCAGGCAGUAAGGGCAGCAAUACAUCACAGGUACAGUACCUCAGCCGUCUCUGGAAGAUUUAUGGUUUUAUGCUUGGGAACUUGAUAGCUCAAGAGGAG
Molecule: messenger RNA, 402 nt
Organism: Pterocles gutturalis (yellow-throated sandgrouse)
Lineage: Eukaryota; Metazoa; Chordata; Aves; Pterocliformes; Pteroclidae
Product: poly [ADP-ribose] polymerase 8-like
Exons: 4
Biological process (GO): endoplasmic reticulum unfolded protein response
Cellular component (GO): intracellular anatomical structure; nuclear envelope; endoplasmic reticulum tubular network
Molecular function (GO): kinase binding; NAD+ poly-ADP-ribosyltransferase activity; protein serine/threonine kinase activator activity
Source: RefSeq, a predicted model, not a curated record